CUACCUCUCUUCCAUCGCUUCUUCAUCGCCGAUUGAGCCUUGUCAGACGUAUUUCAAUUCGCGUCUAGCGUCUUGCCUGUCUUGUUUGGCUUUAAGGCAGUGAUUACCAACACCGACUCCCCCGGGCUGUGCGGUGCGAGGCUGCUGGCAGAUCAGCCCACUUUGCUUGGGCACAUACAUCCUCACGUCCGCCCUGUCAACGUAACCCCCUUCUCGACUCUCACUACAAACGGUCGAUUUUGGGUAUGCAAUAUUAACGAUUAUCGACAAUGCCGUUCCACGUUCUUCGUCGGCUCCUCCUGCUUGCAAUCUGCGUCCGCUUUGCCGCUGGACAGGCGCUCGAAUUCCCCUUCAGCUCAUGCUCGGUCCAAAGCGCCAGUUACUACAACGCAUCCCGAAGAAUUCAUGUCAAUGCAGUAUAUGGGCAGAUGGUCACCCAAACACCAGACGGAACACCUGGCCGUUGGUUGAACUUCACCCUGUUGGGCUCCACGAACAACACGAUUUUCGGAGCAUCCAAUGCGAGUACCGGUGAGGUUUCCAAACUAGCAACGAUGUUUACGAAUUCCUCUUCGCUCACGUUCGAUGUUUAUGACAACGCCUCAUUUUUCUGUCUCAAUCUGCGACCGGCGUCACCGUUACCAUACCCACUCUCGCCGAUCGUCAACGAAUCAUCUUGGUUGUCGAGUAAUGCAACUUACUGUCCACUUUCUCCGGGUCCUUUGGCUUUCAGCGCUGCAGUUCCACUUGACAAGUCGUAUGAAUUCAAUACAAUCACAACUCAGAUCCGCGUGGUCGACACGUCGGAUCCGCCGUUCGAACUCGCCUGCAUCGACAUCGCAACUUCUCCAAUGCCGGAUCAUGACGGCGCUACGAACCGAUUUGGGAUACUGCAAGUGAUAUUAUGGGUUAGCGUUGCAUUGACGAUUGGGUACUGGGCGGUGAAUGGUUUGGCGAGAAUCAGCGCAGCGUGGAGCAGGGGUGGAGAGAGGCGAGGGGGAAUUGCAUGGAGUGAUAUUCGCUGGGCUGGGACAGUGUUAGCCAGUGCGAUCAGCGGAGAGAGAUUCGCAGCAUGCCCUGCUUUAUUGAGGUUCUGCACACCCCUGGCGAGAGACGUCGUCUUUCACACUCAGUGGGCAUUUGCCCUAGGCUUGGUCGCUGUACAGUGGCCGCAGUUCACAUAUCCGAUGUUCGCGCAAUUGGCCUGGGCCAGCCUAGUGUACAAUGUCACCAUCACGCAGGGCACUGGCCCUGACAAACAUUGGGACCCGUUGACGGCGCCGCCACUAGUGUUGCCUGACCAGUUCAACGACCAGAUCGUGGACACUUCUUCUCCACUUUAUCUCGAUCUGGACGCACCAAAUUACCUCUUGACCUUCCCGCCAGACACCGAUGCUGGUAUCCCGUCAAUGGCCGCUAUGAUCGGAGUUCGACCGCAGGACUUGUUCGGCAUUUGUCUGUCUAUAUUUCUCAUCAUUGUGGCUGGUGUCAUCUUCGUUAGUCUGUUGAUCUGGUUCCUCUCCUGGGUCGGCACAGUGAUGUCGGGCCCCAAACGAGCAAACGGCAUUAUCGGUGGAUCUCGUAGUCCGACGUACAGCACAGCACUCGACAGCGUGGCCAAGGAGUUCGGGGAGCUAGAUGGCACGAGGAGCGAUGACAACAUGCCGGGCUCUCAACACGGACAUUCAAAUCUGGGACAUAGCGUUGGUCGAUCUGGCGGUGGUCGGAAGUGGUGGCACUACCGCCUUGGCCAGGGCAGCUUCCACGGGAACGUCCUGCACGGCAAUCUCGUUCGCGUGUUGCUGUUGUUCCACUUCCCCAUCACAGUAUUCUCGGUGUACCAACUCAGCCUUGACCGAUCUAUUGCCUCCAUCAGUUCAGUGGUCCUUGCUGCCCUAGCGUUUGCCAUCCUCUCCAUAAUCAUUCCGGCCCUGCUGUUGCUUCGCGUUGCAGCAAUCCCGACUCCUAAGCUAUACGACGCGACCCGGACACUCCUAGCGUUUGGCCCGUUCUACAACACCUACAUGCAGAAGUCCCAGAUGUUCGCCUGUGUUCCACUUCUCAGCAACCUUGUUAUCGGAAUUGUCAUCGGCGCAGGUUGGAAAAGCGGCAUCGCCCAAGCUGUCAUUAUCCUAGCUGUGGAGGUGUCGACCGCACUAGCCACAAGUAUAUUCUUGCCGUGGGGAAAGGGUGCGCACAUGGGUAUCUUGAGCUUCGCGUUCGUUGUGGGACGGAUCGCUACGGCAGUUUUGCUCGUUAUACUGUCCCCUACGGUUUCUGUGGGGACUGCUGCUGGCGGAUGGAUUGCUGUCGCUGUUCUCAUUAUACAAGGCCUGAUCUAUGUUCAGUUCCUCCUGAUGCUCUUGAUCAAGAUCAUUGAGGGAUUGGUCCGUCUGGUCACGGGUGUAUCAUUCGACAAGUCAUCGAAUGACUUUGACUCUGGCCUUGUCGGGGCUAUCGGCGUGGGAUGCUUCCCAACGAAGCACACACACAACAAGCACAAGAGCCAUACCCGCAACUUGUCUAAUUCCGGUAGUUCCCAGAAUAUGUUGCGCACAUCACCUGGACCCUCCCCAAUAUAUGCCCAGGUACCGAAUACGACUUCAACUACUCGUUCUUUCCUGAGUCCAGCCCAUCUUGGCCGUCCUUAUCGGGAGACCCUGGAUGACGACCAGGCGAACUUCAGUAUCAUGCGGGCCUGGCAACCAUUCCCACAGUAUACAGCGGUCGCAACGUCACCUGUGGCUCAGACUGCAAGUCACGAGCGUUUAGACAGCACAGCAAGUCCUCCGCGUCAAGCGCCCCCUUCAGCACCACAGUCAGGCUUCACGCGCGUACGCGGCGGUCGUGCGAACUUCGAAUCACCGUAUACGUUACUGACAGGAGCAGCACCUGUACCAUCUUUACCACCCGGCGCCGCUGCACCCGUUACGCCUGCCUCGUCCCCGGCAAACGGAAGAGUGAUGCACCCACCUUCUCCAGGUCGCAGUGCCCUUGCGGCCGCUAGAGCAGCGACCGGGUCGAGCCCACGAAUCUCGCCUACUGCUCCUCCGUCUUCGUGGCCCGGAAACCAAGUAUACGCCGAUGAGUCGCCUGGAUCAUCACAACGAUUGCACGCUCGUACGAAGUCGCAAACAGCCAUCAUCGAGGAUGCUUCUGAGCUGCGCGAAUUUCCUCCAUUGACUCAAACUCAGAGUGGCCCAUCAAGGACUGGAGGCGCGUCGAUGGCUAGAAUAACCUCCAGUGGCAUCGCUCUUGCUGCUUCCACUUCUCGGUCAAGUCUCGGCGGUCUUUCGCGAGAAGCGCCCCUUCCGCCACCGACUUCCGCUAUCGUCGCCCAAAACGAAGCUGUGGCAAAAGCAAAGAAAGGAAAGCGCUGGUUCCGAGGCUUAUCCAACCCAAUGGACAACUCAGAUGAUGAGGGUGAUGAGGCGUCCCCACAAGGGCGAUCGACACACUGGUUCCGACGCAACCGGAGGCGCAGCGAAGGUGAUAUGCUGUCUGCACCUCGGAUGGCUGCCCUGGAAAAAACGAAGAGCGAGCAGGGUGCAGAGAUUCCGAGUACCAGUGGACGUUCAUUUGUGGUCAUGCGGCCUUUGAAACAUGGUCAGGGAGGUGGUUCAAGUGGUGGCGCAUCAACGGCAGCCUCUGCAUCUCCGGCGGCAGGCGUAACGGAGUUCGUACCAGCACAUCGUCCAGUUUCGAGCGCUGAUACUCCGGGUUCUUCUUCCAACAACGUGCCUCCGAGCAUUCCACGAAAAUCUUCGAGAAGGAGACCGAGUUCCAGUGGAAAUUAA
Messenger RNA from Dacryopinax primogenitus, 3797 nucleotides. RefSeq lists its product as uncharacterized. NCBI's taxonomy places the organism in Eukaryota, Fungi, Basidiomycota, Dacrymycetes, Dacrymycetales, Dacrymycetaceae. The coding region runs from base 270 to 3797 and encodes 1175 amino acids. The transcript is spliced from 4 exons. The record is from RefSeq and is a predicted model, not a curated record. Gene Ontology annotation, biological process: transmembrane transport.